This is a messenger RNA of Gloeophyllum trabeum ATCC 11539, 1351 nucleotides long. RefSeq lists its product as uncharacterized. Gene Ontology annotation, biological process: regulation of DNA-templated transcription. Bases 335 to 1351 code for a protein of 338 amino acids. Gene Ontology annotation, molecular function: histone acetyltransferase activity. The record is from RefSeq and is a predicted model, not a curated record. The transcript has 9 exons. NCBI's taxonomy places the organism in Eukaryota, Fungi, Basidiomycota, Agaricomycetes, Gloeophyllales, Gloeophyllaceae.
GCCUAAAGGGAAACCUGGGACCCGCAAACCUGACUCUCCUGAACCGCGGUUGUACUACGUUUCCAAGGACGGCCAACGUCAACUAGCGCAGAUACUGCAGAGAGGGGAAGGGGAGGUGUAUGUGCACUAUCUCAACACCGACAAACGGCUCGAUGAGUGGGUUCCGGAGUCGAAGCUCACGCUCGCCCAAGACCAGGCAGCAUCGCAGGGUUCGUCUGCGCGAAAAAGGAAGCGGGAAUCAACGAGCGGCGAGGCCUCUGGCGCGCGGCCAAGAGAAGCCUCCGCGGGUCCUUCUACCUCUGCUGAUAAGGAAGACGUCAACGGGGAGGCUGCUAUGACCGAGGAAGAGUACGACAUCCAACAUCACAGGCAGAUCACCGCGAAACGCAACUUCGAGCACGUUAUCUUCGGCCACUGGAAGAUAAAGACUUGGUAUUUCUCUCCUUAUCCCUUGGUCGAAGGCUCCGAGGCGGAGGAACUAGCGUUGGCUGCCAGUCAAGACCAGCGCAUCCCAGGCGUCCGGCGCACCACGGUUCGAUCCCAUGGGCGUACGUCCGACAUCCUAGCUGGCGGCCUGGGGCGUGCUCAUACAUCGGGAGAGAAAUCGACGCUAUGGGUGUGUGAUCGGUGCUUCAAGUACAUGACGGAGGGAUCGUCUUGGGAGUUACAUACCAAAAAGUGCAGCUGGAAGAGCCCCCCUGGCAGGAAAGUGUACCAGAGGGGCGCGCAUAUCAUCUGGGAAGUUGAUGGAGCGAAAGAAAAGCUUUACUGCCAAAAUCUCUCGUUAUUUGGCAAACUGUUCAUCGACAUCAAGACACUCUAUUUUGACAUGGAAAAUUUCAUGUUUUAUGUCCUCACGGAUGCCGAUUCACAACGAGACCAUGUUCUUGGUUUCUUCUCGAAAGAGAAGGUAUCAUAUGAUGACUACAACCUCGCAUGUAUCGUCGUGCUCCCACCUUAUCAGAGGAAAGGCUACGGCAUGCUCUUAAUCGAAUUUAGCUACGAGCUCUCUCGACGCGCAGGCAAAGUAGGGACGCCCGAGCGACCGCUCUCAGACCUCGGCCUCCGCAGCUACCUAACAUACUGGGUUUCUGUCCUAAUCCGCUUCUUCCGCGCCACGAGCCAUGUCACCGUGAGGUGCACCCUCGCUGACAUCGCCCAGGCUACGAAUCUGCGUGUGGAGGACGCUGCCUUCGCGCUGAACGAGUGCGGGCUGUUGCUUCGACGGCAGACCGCGGGAGAGGACGACGGGGAGCAGAUUGUAUUAGUUUCGCGUGAGAUGGUAGAGGUCGUGGCGAGAGACAGGGGGGUUAAGAAGAUGAUGAUGGACAUGAGUCAUGUACUGCUGUAG